Molecule: messenger RNA, 1253 nt
Organism: Coccidioides posadasii C735 delta SOWgp
Lineage: Eukaryota; Fungi; Ascomycota; Eurotiomycetes; Onygenales; Onygenaceae
Source: RefSeq, a predicted model, not a curated record
GGCUUCCUCCAUGUAAGGGAGCCUUCGAGUCCUUGUCUCCAGCACCGGCCGUCGGUGUGCAGCCCACGCAUGGAACCAUGGCAUACAGGGUGAUAGCCUUCAGCGGGCUUCCGCCUCGGAGUGCUCUCAACUGGGAUGAAUCGGAGCUCCUUCAACCACCGCUACCUCCCUUCUACCAGCCUAGAUCGCUAGAAGGAGAAGGACUAAAUUCACAGGCCCGAUGGCGAUCGCUCGCCCCAAUCAAAAUUCCUUCUUUUAUGUCUCCGACGUACGGAGCAUCUUUCUUUACAGUGGGAACAAUUCAGAGGUACAGCGGAGACUCCGUGAGCUUGGACGUUGACGAGAGCACGUUGUCGGAGUUCUACGAUCAGUCGUUCGCUCUCCAUGAGGGAACGCAUCACUCUUUUACGAGUGUUACAAAGUCGUUUACAGACGACUCCGAGCUUACUCCAAGCUUCGAAGGUGAAAGCCUCGAUUACUCGAUGUCCAAGCUUUCACAGUCCAAGGUCAACCAGCAGAACUUCGAGGGUCAACCUGUGUAUGGACACCUGAUUGACGUCGAAGAUAUCCCUAGCGCGAUGUACCUACAGUCCUUAGCUCCACGGAAAGUCAUUGUGAGCCUGGUCGUUGCCAUAAUCAACAUUCAGCCGCGGCGCCGCGUUCAGACACGAUGGGGUCGUGAGAUGGACAUUGUGGAGCUGUUGGUGGGCGACGAGACGAAGGCUGGGCUUCGCGUGAGUUGCUGGGUGCCGCCGUCGACAGAGGACACAAGGACUGUCACUGCGAAUUCGUUGGAGCAGUCGCUCAAGGCGUUGCGACUGCGUGACAUAAUUCUGCUGCGUCACAUCGUCCUGGGGUCCUUUCGCGGGCAAGUCUAUGGCCAGAGUUUACGGCAGAACAUGACGAAGGUUGAUGUUUUGGAUCGCGAGGAUGCGGGAGUUGGUCAAACCGAUCGUCCGGGGGAGGCGAACAGGUCGGGUCCGCAUGCGCUGAAGAUCCGCAAGGUGAGGCGCUGGAUGCGGAAGUUCGUCACUCCGGGGGCGGCCGGGAGGGAGGAUGUGAACAAUUUUUUGUUUGUCGCGCCGGCAGGAACCGUCCAGCUUCCACCUGAUACUCAACAGUGAGCAAUGCGCGGCGUGCUCUGCAGAUAGCGAUAAUAAUUCUUAAUCGGCAGUUCGCUGGUCACGUUAGACCAAAAAGUCGUCCUGCUUUUGGGCGUUUAUUUUUAUUAUUAUUUUUUUAAUUUAUUUAUU